This is a messenger RNA of Chara braunii, 3095 nucleotides long. Lineage: Eukaryota; Viridiplantae; Streptophyta; Charophyceae; Charales; Characeae. The record is from the annotation of a GenBank genome assembly.
UGUGGCCAUGCAAUAACCAGAUUCUGACCAGAGGGGAAAACAUUGGGCCAAAAAAAAAAAGACUGCAUCUCGCAAAUUCGCACCUCAGAGAGGGAGCUUCGAUGAAAAUGGGAGUCGGGAAGACGUUUAAGUCACACAAAAGACUGCGGCAGUUUUACCGAAGCUUCUCAAGGUCUGAGGAAGCUUGUCAGUAUGCAGAGGGGUCCGGAUCUGCGACGGCAGUUACACAGCACAGGCAUCCCAAGAGAAGGGCAUACUCGAGCCCAGGCGCAGCGGACAGCUGCUCGCCGAGUGAGAAUGGCAGCAGCGGUGUCGCUGACGUUGUCGUACAGCUACGCAGCGAGAACAUCAUGCUGAAACAGGAAGUCGCGCGCAUGAAGGACCUCGUGCGAUUGGCGGCUGGGAGGGUAGAAGAGGUGGAGAGGAAGCUGGUAGAGGUAAUCAACGAAGAGGAUAACGAGCAGCAGAUCAUCGACGAGCUUAUGGAAGAGGUGCGGCUUUCGAAUAAGGAGACGGAGUCCAUACGAGAGCGGAUAGGUGCGGAAGCGCACAAGCUUUGCCCGAGUUUGCGGGUGCUCUUUGGCGACAAGGAGGAGGGGGAGGAGGGGGAACUGACAGAACUUGAGCAGCAACUCGGCUUGAAAGUGGAGUUGCAGGCUGAGCUCAAGGGGCUGGUCAACAAACGAAAACAACAGCUGAGGCAGAUGGAGGAGACGGUUCAAGCGCUGCGCGAGCAAAGGGAGGAAGGAGGGGCGUUGAGCUUGUCGUUUCAGCUGGAGCUCGUGAGGAAGGAAGAGGAGCUGAGGCACCUGAGGGAAUCUCUGACAAGCACAGAAGCCGAGGUGGAGAAGGUCGUCUCGGAAAACAAGUCGCUGUGCGUCGAAAAGGGCAUGCUGGUAUCGAAGCUCGAGGAGAAGGGCGAGAAGUUGAAGGAGGCAUUGGAUCUUGCAACGGAAUACAAGAACGAGGUGGAGAAACUCAGGCUCAUGCCGGUCACUCCGAAGCGCAGCAGCGACAAACCAUGGCUCCGCCCCACACUCGCUGCAGUUGGAAGCGCGAUCGCCUUCGGGUUUGUCUCAUUGGUGAGGGGUUCGUUCAAAGCGAGACGGAGCUUUGAUCUCUGAAAUAAACUCGCAUUUCUUUUCCAUCCGUGUUUCAGUCCACACAUGGCAAAGAUCAAUGACACACAGCGACAAUGACGGCAGAACUGCCGAUAAACUGCUGCUAACCAUGCUACAUCAAUGACACACAGCGACAAUGAUGGCAUGCGGCUGCGACGACACACGACGACAAUGGCACGUGGCGAUGACGGCAUGUUGCUAUUGUUUGGUAGAAGCAGACUAUGCGAGUCUGAUCGGUUCAGCAAUCCACCGCGGAGAGGGUUAGCACUGGCUGUCAGCCUGUAACAGUCUGGCUUGGCUAUGACCCAAUGUGCCAACGGUCGCAGUGCGCUGGCCGUCUGGUUGUACUAUAGAUUGCGUUGCCGUGCCAUGAAGAGCAGAUAUACUGCACAAGAUCGACACAACCCCGCCUUUUUUCUUUGCUAACGAUCUUCUGCUCUUGCUUUGUCAGAACAAGUGCCACUGGCGGAAAGCCGGUGCCGAUCCACGAAGAUAGCAAACCGGUAUUUUUGUCUUACUGACAUCUGUAAUUUACUAAUUUCUGAUCGGAAGCGACACACACGUAUUGGCUUCUACGCAUCCACCUCACCCUGCCUGCUGCCACAUGCCACAUGGACAUGGGGCACUCUGAGAGAUUGAUGAUCGGGCCCAGCUGCUCUUGGUCAGCUCCCACCUGGCCACAGGAGCUGGUGGGAACUCCUGGAAGUUACCGCAGUAACAGUGGCAACUCCUGCCAACCGGCGGGAAUCGGUGGAACUCUGUUACCACAGUCCCUGCCAGUUACCGAUGAAACUCCUGCCAGAUACCGCAGUAACUGGUGGGAACUCCUGCCAGUUACCGCAGUAACUGGUGGGAACUCCUGCCAACCGGUGGUAAUCGUUGGGACUUGGUUAGCACAGUAACUGGUGGGAACGAUUGGAACUAACUUCAACUAAGUUACCACGGUAAAACUGCAGGGAACUGUUGGAACUAAGUUACCACAGUACCUGGUGGUAGGAACUCUUGCCAAGUGGUGGGACUUGACAGAUGGAGCUCCCAUCUCCCAAGCUGGAUCUCGCAACUACUCGAUCACAUUUCGCUUUUUCUCGGGGACGACUUUACAUGCAGUGAGGGAGGGAUAUUGUCUCUGCUCAGCCACCCUAAGCCAGCUGAUAAAUUCCAAGACGACAAAACUGCUGCUACUAAACUGCCACAGUUUUGCCGCUAAACUGCUGCGAACUGUGAAUUGAUACAUGGUAACUCCUCCUCUGCUCAGCUACCCUAAGCCAGUGCUGCGAACUGUGAAUUGACACAUGGUAACUCCUCCUCUGCUCAGCUACCCUAAGCCAGUGGGUAGUCCUCCUGUCAAUUACCAGAUCGUAUGUUAUCGCUUGACAAGAUCUGUCUUCGGCAUGCAGUUCUGCACCUGACGGGCGAACAAUGUUACGCAUUUCCCCUCUCUACCAGUUGCACCUGAUUUCCCCUUUCCAGCUGCUGCUUUCCAUUCAAGCAGCAAGGAGAGUGUUUUCUGGGAGAAGUGUAUGUUUACCUCCCUACCAUUGCCCACAUACAUGGUUAGGAUGGGGCAUUAUUUAUUUCCCAAGUCCAAAGUUGUCUGGCUCAGUCCCCGGACGGGGGCAUACUGUAUGCCUUUCUGACUCCUGGGAAUGGAUUGACAGACUGUGGCAGUUGAGGGCAACCGCCUCAGGUUGCGGGAAAAAAGGCACACUGUGAAGGUGGUCCCGUGGCGAUCGGAGAGCAGCCUUCAAGGCGUGCCUUUGGCCCUCGCGUUCGCCAGAGCCAUUUCAGAAACAAUGCACUCGCUAUGUUCGCUAUGCGGACGAUGGCACAAUUUCUCAAAGUAAGGUUUAGCGAUUGUUGCGAUAGAGAUAACAUUUUCAGGAUGAUCCAACACUUAGUUCUGACCUUGAAAACAGAGUCCUGACUCCUGAUCCUGACAAAUGCUAUGGAAUGCCUACUAUUGCUAUCCCUAGA